AUGGAGUUAUCUAAAAAAGACGCGAUGCCGGUAUUGCUCGAUAGCGACGGUGAGGUCGUUGAUGAAGAAAUAGAUCUUAUACAGGAAUAUGUGGAUGAGGUAGAGCAAGAGCUUUUAAAAAGACCAGACGCAAUGCAACAAAAAGGUGAUUCCGCAAAUGGAAGAAAUGAAGAAAGGGUAGCAGAGAAGGAAAAAAAUAUUUCAGAUUCAACUUCGCAAGUGGAAAACAAAAAAGCCACAGAAUGUGGUAUAAGUUCCAACCUUAAAAGCAAUACCACCACAGCUGUAGAACAAGAAUACAGAACUAAAGACAAUAUUCAACCUUCAAUUCGUAAAAGAAGAAUUAUCAAGCCAGAAACCGAUAUUAAUGAGGAUAGUUCAAACACUUUGGAUACACAAAUAACGCCACCAACCAAUACUAAUUCGAAAGGAAAAAUGCCUAAUCGACAAAAUGUAGAACCUUUUCGUUUAAAUAUCUACCAUCUUUUGACCCUUUCUUCGGCAAACAUUGCGCCAAUAACAUCAGCGAGAAAAGAUAAUUUGCAAGCGCCAUUUCACCCUUUUUUUAGAAAACGUAAUGCUUCCAUGUCUACAAGCACAUCUGAUAUUUCAGACAACUCUGCAAGUACACACGCAUCAUCUGACACAGCUGCCAGUAUUGAUAACCUUAAUACCUAA
Messenger RNA from Mucor mucedo, 678 nucleotides. RefSeq lists its product as uncharacterized. The transcript has 2 exons. The record is from RefSeq and is a predicted model, not a curated record. NCBI's taxonomy places the organism in Eukaryota, Fungi, Mucoromycota, Mucoromycetes, Mucorales, Mucoraceae. Bases 1 to 678 code for a protein of 225 amino acids.